AUGACGAAUAACUGCAAGGCGCCAUUCUCCAUCCUAGACCGACAUGCCUGUUCCCUGGAUCCCACUCUUCCCUCAACAGUCACAUUCCAACCACCGCCUCCACCACCUCCUGAAGUUGCCCCUCCCGUGACCAACGGCACGUCGGAGAAAAGAAAGGCGAGCACGCCACCAGCCAGUGAAGAGGUUCCGAAGGAGAAGCGGGCACGAACGGAGGAGAUGGAAGUUGACAGCGUGACCACCUCAACCGAACGUACGUUGAAUUUGGUUGUAGUUUGA
This is a messenger RNA of Phanerochaete carnosa HHB-10118-sp, 276 nucleotides long. RefSeq lists its product as uncharacterized. The transcript has a single exon. The record is from RefSeq and is a predicted model, not a curated record. The coding region runs from base 1 to 276 and encodes 91 amino acids. NCBI's taxonomy places the organism in Eukaryota, Fungi, Basidiomycota, Agaricomycetes, Polyporales, Phanerochaetaceae.